Messenger RNA from Schizosaccharomyces cryophilus OY26, 660 nucleotides. RefSeq names its product cytosine-mismatch binding protein 1. Bases 1 to 660 code for a protein of 219 amino acids. The transcript is spliced from 2 exons. The record is from RefSeq and is a predicted model, not a curated record. NCBI's taxonomy places the organism in Eukaryota, Fungi, Ascomycota, Schizosaccharomycetes, Schizosaccharomycetales, Schizosaccharomycetaceae.
AUGUUUCCAAUGACCCAAAAAACAAAAGUAAACAAAAAUACACUAGUCCCUUAUAUUAUCUUGCCUGUUUAUCGUUUAUUUUCAACAAGCGCUGUUUCUUUUGCAGAUACAGACGUUUUACGCACUUUACAACCUCCUCGUGUAAGGACAAUAUGGAAUAUGUUGAUGCAUAAAACCAAGGGUCAACGAGGUGUCACCGAUCGCUGGGAACAAAUUCGUGAUGUCUACAGUACUAUGGCUCCUGAAGAGGUUCAAAAGUUUAAACAAGAAUUUGAAAGAGAGUACGCUGCUAAAAAGAAGGCUUUUGACGACCAACUCCGCCAGUUCUCUCUUGCCCAAAUCCGUGAGGAAAACCGUCGCCGUAUGAAAGAGCUGAAGCCUUUGGGUGUCAAUUUGCAAAAGCUUCGUCAUCCUGAUCUUCCUAAGCGCCCUGCUGGUGCUUUCAACCUCUUCCUAUUGGAUAUUAUGAAAAACGAAUCACUCCGUAAUGAAAUGGGUGUCCCUGCCCUUAGUCCUUACUUGACCGAGAACAGCCGCAUGGUUAGUGAAGCUUGGAGAAAACUUUCUGAUCAAAAGAAACAACAAUACGUCGAUAAAGCCAAGGAAAGCCUCAAAGAAUAUCAUGAAGCUUUAAAGGCUACUGGUAUUCGCAUCAAGUAA